UGUAGGGCAGCUUGAAUCAGUGAAGGAGGUGGCCAGUAACGGGACCGGUUGAAGUUUCACUUAAGAAACCACCUAUUGUUGACAUUUGCCGAAGUUAUUCAAUGGCAUGCCACGUAGAGAAAACGGGAACAAUAUAUUAGAUUCAUGCUAUAUUUUUGCUCACUCUUCGUUGUCUAAACAACUUGUGUUGUCCUUCGCAAGAAAAUUGUAGGAACCUUCCAGUGGCGUUCCACUGUGUCACUCGGAACUAUUUCUUAACCGGACUAUGGGAACACUUGUUAUCCUCAAAGGUUCAGGAAGAAACACGAUGAAGGAAAUUACAGUUUAAAUGAUAGCGUACAAUAUAAUUAGAGACGUGAAAUAUACAGCUCCGGGAGAAGUUUGAAUUAUUCAAGUAUGGAGUCGGGUCGACGGAAAGGUCUCAACGGGUUCCUGUCUUCCUUGUCACUGCUCUGUGUCAUUCUGGACAUCCAGUUGAACGGCUCACGCACACAAAGUGUUGUUUCAGGUGUCUUGGGGGCAACUCAUGUGGAGAUUGAGCAGCACUUGGAGAUGGGCCGUAAGCUGUUGGCCGCCGGUCAACUGGCGGAGGCUUUGUCCCACUACCACUAUGCAGUGGAGGGAGACUCUAAGAACUACCUCACCUACUACAAGCGGGCAGCUGUGUUUCUGGCCAUGGGGAAGUCCAAAUCAGCCCUUCCAGAUCUGACCAGAGCCAUCCAGCUCAAACCAGACUUCCUGGCUGCCAGACUGCAGAGAGGGAAUAUCCUCCUGAAGCAGGGCAACACCCAGGAUGCUCGGGAGGACUUUGAGACUGUGCUGCAGCGCUCCCCUGACCAGGAGGAGGCGCGGGACCAGUUGAUGAGGGCCAACGAGCUGGAGGAGCUGGGGGAGGAGGCCCACGCGGCCCACCACAGAGGAGACUACAGCACCACCAUCACUGUGCUGGACCGCGUCGUAGAGCUCUCCCCCUGGGACCCUGAGUCUCGGGAGCUCCGGGCUGAAUGCUACAUCCGCCUGGGAGAUCCCAGGAAGGCCAUCCAGGACCUGACUCCCACCACCCAGCUGAGGAAUGACAACCGAGCUGCCUUCCUCAAGCUCAGCACCCUGCAUUAUAACCUGGGAGAGCACCAGGAGUCACUAGGUCACGUCCGAGAGUGUCUGAAGCUGGACCAGGAUGACAAGGACUGUUUCUCGCACUACAAACAGGUGAAGAAGCUCAGCAAGCAGCUGGACUCUGCCGAGGAGCACAUCGAGGAGGCGAGGUAUCAGGAGGCCAUAGACAAGUAUGAGUCAGUGAUGAGAACAGAGCCUAAUGUGCCAUACUACACCAACAAGGCCAAUGAGAGGAUCUGCUUCUGCCUGGUCAAGAACAAGAUGGCUGCUAAGGCAAUAGACAUCUGUUCUGAAGCCCACCAGAGAGACCCACGCAACAUCAACAUCCUCCGAGACAGAGCUGAGGCUUUCAUCCUCAACCAGGACUACGAGAAAGCGGUGGAAGACUACCAGGAAGCGAGGGAGUUUGACAAGGAGAGCAAUGAGAUCAGGGAAGGUCUAGAGCGAGCCCAGAAACUGCUCAAGCUCUCUCGGAAGAGAGACUAUUACAAGAUCCUGGGUGUCAAUAGGAGUGCCAACAAACAGGAAAUCAUCAAGGCGUACAGGAAGCUGGCCCAACAGUGGCAUCCUGAUAACUUCAGAGAGGAGGCAGAGAAGAAGGAGGCGGAGAAAAGGUUCAUCGACAUCGCCUCGGCUAAAGAGGUGCUCACCGACCCAGAAAUGCGUCAGAAAUUUGACUCGGGCGAGGACCCCCUGGACCCAGAGAGCCAGCAGGGUGGUGGAGGGGGUCAGGGUGGCCAAGGAUGGCCCUUCCACUUCAACCCCUACGAGUCCGGCGGCAACUACCACUUCAAGUUCAACCACUAGUUAGGACGAGAAACAUGGGGGGCUGACGGAACCGGAAAGGACCUACGAUUGGGGGAUUUAAGGCCUAUGACAACCCGCGGAGUAAUUUAUGGAUGUACCCAGGUGUCGUCGGGUUUGGGGGAUUGUGGGUAAUGUAAUGAGACUACGGGGACGUGAAUGACUGUCAAAGGCGGUGGACUACUACUGUCCCGCGAGGGGUUGAGUUGUACGGAGUUAAACUUCCUACCACAGAUUCUACAUGGAUGAAACUGGGUGACAAUGUUGUCGGCAGUUGACUCUGAAAAGUAUUUAAGUAUUUUAUUAGGAUCCCCAAUUAGCCGCUUCCAAGGCAGUGGCUACUCUUCCGGGGGUCGAAAUAAAAAACAAAUAAUAUACAUAAUACAAUACAUAUAAAAAUGUCUGUCUCUCCACAGUCUGCAUCGUGAGGUGUUUUUUAUUUUUUAUCUGGUUUUAAGGCUGGCUGAUAAUGUUAUCUGGGGUGGCAGAGUUCCAUGUAGUCAUGGCUCUAAUUUAAUACUGUGCAUUUCCCAGCCUCAGUUCUGGACCUGGGGACUAUGAAGAGUCCUCUGGCUGCAUGUCUUGAGUGGUACUGAACUGUGUACCAACUGCUUGAAUGGACAGUUCAGUACCUUUUUAGCCCAUCAUCACCUCACACAAAGACCAAUAGUGAUGCAGUCAAUCAAUCCUCAACUUUGAGCCAAAAGAGAUUGACAUGCAUACCACUGAUAUUCACCCUCUGUGUACAUCUAAGUGCAAUACGUGCUGCUCUGUUCUGGAGCAAUUGCAAUUUUCCACUCGUGGUCGAAGAUGCGAGAAUGAAGACUGGUAUAGGUGCGCUGUUCAGACCUCCCAUCUAGGCCCAGGCUGUUGAUGACAUCAGUGCAUCCCUCCUCCAGUAUCCAUGUUCUUUUUCUUUGGGAUGUCUGUCUGCAGUGUUUUUCUUUGUUUGCAGUUUUUUUCCGCCUCAUUCUUCCUCAAAGGGCUCGUUUUGGUAACAACGUAGCUCUUUUGGUUUUUGCUCUGCUACAAUAACCUGGGUGCCGGACUCUAUCCAUUUAUUUAUAAUGCUAAGACGAGCUCAAGUCUGAUAAAAUCAGAUUCAGACUGACACCCAAGCUACUCAGACAGAUUAUAUUCAGAAAAGUACAACAUUUAGAGUUUUCAGAAUGUUUUCUAAGAGAUUGAUGUCGUUCUCUUCACCACACAAACUGUGUCUGUUCUGUUUUUUUAUAUUUCUAUCUGCAAAAAGCUCUGAACGUUGUUCUCCACUAAAUUGGCUUUCACUCCUUCCUGGUUGCGUACCCAAUCACCAUAGAAAAUUAUAGAGGCCUCUAGUGGCCAAAAGGCAGUUUUGGCAUGAGCAGUGCUAUUGAGGGCUUCCACCAUUUUAAUGUAGUCAACUGGGAGGGACUUCCAACUUCAUUGGCUGAUGACCAACCAGGAUCAGCCAAUCGUGAAGAAAAUUGACUAUGUAAAAAUUGAGCUUGCUAUAAUGGCACAGAUAUAAAGAUGAGUCCUUUCUCAAUGCCAAUCACACGACACCUUCCUAGUUGUGUACCCAAUCAAAAGUGUGAGCAUGAAGCUUGUCUGUCUACUUCCUGAAAGAGCCUGCGUUGUUGCAUUCUCUCUCCUUUUUCAUUGAUUUCAAAGCAUGUCUGAAUGAAAACUUGCACUUUUUGUAUUUUGUCUAUUUUCUUUUUAAUAACCACUCCUGAUGUUACUGAAAAUGUGUCCCAUGGUUCAAAGCAACUGAAGGGACUCACUGCAACCACGAACAAACUAUUGAGUCAUUUUAAUGUGUCAAACAAAUUAUGGACAAAAAAAUGUAUGGACUGUCAAUAUCAUCCCGUCAACUAUUAACAUACAUUGAAUUCUAAGGAUACAGUAUAGCUGUAACUGAAAGCUUUGAAUGUCACUGACACUACAGUGCCUUCAGAAAUUAUUCAUAGCCCUUGACUUUCUCCACAUGUUGUUGUGUUAGAGCCUGAAUUUAAAAUGGAUUACACUGAGAUGUUUUUAUGACAGGACUACACAUGUCAAAGUGGAAUUAUGUUUUCAUAAAUUAACAAAUUAAUGAAAUUAAAAGCUGAAAUGUCUUCAGUCAAUAAGUAUUCAA
Messenger RNA from Salvelinus namaycush (lake trout), 4039 nucleotides. Its product is annotated as dnaJ homolog subfamily C member 3-like. The record is from RefSeq and is a predicted model, not a curated record. The coding region runs from base 397 to 1923 and encodes 508 amino acids. The transcript has 12 exons. Lineage: Eukaryota; Metazoa; Chordata; Actinopteri; Salmoniformes; Salmonidae. Gene Ontology annotation, biological process: protein folding in endoplasmic reticulum. Gene Ontology annotation, cellular component: endoplasmic reticulum. Gene Ontology annotation, molecular function: protein-folding chaperone binding; misfolded protein binding.